AAUGUGUCCAACAUGAAGACUAGAAGAAGUCUUCAUAGUGUCCAAUCAUACGCUCGAAAUUCGAAUGAAUAUUUACCAGGCCCCGGACACUGAUAAGUGAUAAAAAUUAACACGGGGAAGAUACUUAUCACACAAAAACGCGGCGGUCAUCUUCUUAAGUCUACACCACUAUAUUGUUAUGUCUAAACAUUAUUAUUUUCAAUUGUGUAUAGAUAUAACACAUUUUACUAAAUAGGUCUUUACAAAAUGGUCGUCACUUUUUUGUUCACCCUUCUGAUUUUAUAUAUUCUGUGUAUUUACCCCCAUUGCAUCUACCUACAGCCGACUACCACGCUCGCGCUCCUAUGACCGCACAAAAAUUAUGUUAUCAAAUAAUUGUUGUCUUAACACUUUACUCUUUGUACUUUUGUAAUAUAAAAUAUUAAGUCUCGACUCUAGCUUAAGAUUACCCAACAGUCUGAUUUAUAAAAGACUGAUUUAAAAAGUUAGUUUUUUAACGUUUAUUCGUUUUUACUAAAAAUAAUAUUAAAUAAAGUUAGUGAUUUUGUAGCUGUAAGUUAUUUGAGCAUCUAGAUAACAGAGCACUGACAGUUGGCCUGUUUGUAGCUGUGUAAUUGCAACUUAUAGUUUAAGGUGCGAGAAAGAACCAAGAAUUACAAUUGAAACACAUAAUUGUAUUGUAAAAAGAUUAUGAUUAAAGUAGAAGAAGAAAAUAAACAGCAACUUUCCCAAGCCUAUGAGGAAGAAACUAAGCAAUUUUACAAUGUAAAAUUAAAUAAUAGUUAUAUACCAAUCCAAAACGAUUCUCAAAAAAACAUUGAUGUCAAUACCUACAAAGUUGACAAAUCUAGUAUUAAAAUUGAGAUAGAUGAGACAGAUGAUUGUUACUACGAGUCUAUUAUCGAAAUAGAAGAAAAUGAAGAGCUCAAGCAGCAACUUAAAGCAUUUGAGGAUAAUACUAAACCAACGACUAGCAUAGUAAAAUCAAAUGAUAGUUGUGCGACAACCCAAAAUAAAAACGACAUUCAAAAAACAUUCAACAGCAAUACACACAAGUAUGAAAAGUCAAUAAAUUUGAAAACAUAUUUAUUUGAAAAAGAUGCAGACAUAACUAAAAAAUUAUCCAGAAUUGGACCUACUGAUUUCAAAAACGCAUUUGAAAUCAUUAUUAGAGACAUUAAAAAACAGUUAAUUGUUAAAAGUCCAAGUGGAAAAGAUGUUGUUAUAUUUGAUACUUUAAUGAGACCACUGAAAUUUACAAGUUUUUUAAAUAUUUUCUCUAGAGGAAAUAGCCAGCCAAUUAUUGGUGUUUUGGUAAAUAUAAAAAAUAACAAAAAUGAAUAUUUAAGUACAUUAUUAGAUGGUUUUACUGAAAAUGACAGAAUAAUAAUAUUCAAUGGAAUUUAUACUAAUCCACCUACUAUAAUAACAAACAGAACCCCUUAUUUAAGAAUUGAAGCUGAAUACAGUUCUUCAGUUAUUAUUUUUAAGCAUUCUGGAAUUUCUUGCAAUAUAAAUGAAUGUGAAAAUACUUCCAGUACUAAAUUUCUCGAAAUAAGACCUGAAGCUAGUUCGUCAAAAGGUAACCGAUCAACUAAUGAUAAACAAUUGGCAGCAACAUCAACAGAUUAUGAAGAAAAUAUAAUGAACUUGUCUCCAAUAAAUCUUAAAUCUCCUACUGACUUAACACUAGAGGAAUCUGUUGAAAUGGAAUCACUUGUAGAUGACUAUGUAAAUACAUCACCUCAUCGCCAUCAACUAAAAAAUAAACAAUUAGAAGUACCACAACAAAAUAAUAAAACAAAUAUCAACUAUUUAUUUCCAGUGAAACCUACUAAAUCUGCUAAUGAAUUAACUAAACUUUUGGACCUAGAUUCCUCCGAUGACGAUAAUGUAAAUAUAUCACCUUGUCACGACUUAUUCAAAAAAUCACAACAAUCUGUUAUUAAAGUAUUUUCAAGUGAAGAAAUUCAAGAAAAAUCUCCAAAUAUCUUUCAAACCCACAAAAAUAACUGUAAUUCAGCUAUAACAAAUUCCUACGGGUCAGAUAAUAGUUCCAGAAGUUCAGACGGGCAUGACAACCUAUCUGAUGAAACAAUGUUUUCACCUGAAACUCGGGACAACUCCGACACUGAAUAUCUGCCCAAAACAAAAACUAGCAAUGAACAACAUUCUCUUAAAAAUAAAUCUAUUUCAGAUUGUAGAUUGAUAUUUUUUGAACCUUGUGUAUAUUUUGAAGAGUCUGAUUUAGUGAUGGGUUAUUGCAUAAAAUGUACUUCUUUCGUUUCUAUACCAACACUUAUUAUCUCAAAACACACUCAAAAAACAGACUAUAAAUGCCGCAUUUGUAAUACUUUAUUUAAAUGUAUUACCUAUUAUUUCAAAAUGAAUUUCUUGUACGGAGAACAUCAAACCGAAGCAAUAGAAGUCUGCUGUUACAAUAAGUACGCUGAAAAAGUUAUAAGCAAAUUGGUAUCAAAGAAAAUUACAGCUGAAGACUAUAUAAAAGACAAUAAUAAUAAGAUGUUAAUUAAAAAUGCCUUUAAAUCUCUUUUACUCGACAAAACUAAACUAACUAUAUGUGUAGAAAAGUCUAUUAUCGACAAUACAUCAAUUUUAUUGUCGAUAGAUUUAUAAUAUAAUGUUUAUAACGAGUUUUUUUUAUUAUUAAAAUAAAAUGUUUUUAAGAGUUGAA
Molecule: messenger RNA, 2695 nt
Organism: Adelges cooleyi (spruce gall adelgid)
Lineage: Eukaryota; Metazoa; Arthropoda; Insecta; Hemiptera; Adelgidae
Exons: 4
Coding region: 691-2637 (648 amino acids)
Source: RefSeq, a predicted model, not a curated record